Messenger RNA from Hordeum vulgare subsp. vulgare (domesticated barley), 745 nucleotides. Its product is annotated as DEAD-box ATP-dependent RNA helicase 3-like. The record is from RefSeq and is a predicted model, not a curated record. Bases 66 to 572 code for a protein of 168 amino acids. Lineage: Eukaryota; Viridiplantae; Streptophyta; Magnoliopsida; Poales; Poaceae. The transcript has 4 exons.
UCCGCUGCUAGGCGCUCAGCCGCAGUUGGGCGGGCGCCGCCGCGGCCAUCGCGUCGCCAAACUCCAUGCUCAGUGAGCAUGCCUUCAAGCGCCUCGGGCUUGGCGCCGGCAGCGACGACGAGGAUGAGGACGGAUACGGGAGCGACCUGGAGGGGCCCGCCGCCGUGGAGGGGGACAAGGAUGAUCUCGCCAUUUCCAGGCCCGAGCUCCCCGCCCAGCUCGUCGCCACCCUCGAGAAGCGUGGAAUUACCCACCUAUUCCCCAUCCAGGGCUUCGUAUUUGAUGGUUCUUUGGAACUGCAGCUCCGCCUUCCUAGAAGCCUUGCCUUCGUGUUGCCGUGGAGGGUGAUACAGUGCGAGCAGGAGGGCGCCGAGGAGUCCAAUGCCCGCUUCGCCUGGGCAUCACUAGUACUCAGGGGCAGGUCCGCAUACCACCUGAGGAAGGAGCUGGCCAACCGGCUGGGUGUCGCCAUGGAUGUCUCCAACCUCGUCAUGUGUGUCCGAGCAGGCCGAGGCGGUCGGACUGGGGCUGGGCCGCCGCCUGGAGGACACCGUACUAGGGGCUGCCGCUAGCAGCCGGCGAGCGCAGCAUGGUGGACCUCCGAAGAAGUUACGUUUGGAGGAGAGAAGACAUGGAAGCUACAUCGAAAUUGCAAUGGAUGAUCUGAAGCACCCAGAAGAAGUAGAGGACAAGACGGGAGGAGGGAACAAGAAGCUUCGUUUAUCAUUGAUGUUAUGUGUGAUCA